Messenger RNA from Astyanax mexicanus (Mexican tetra), 1292 nucleotides. RefSeq lists its product as uncharacterized. Bases 40 to 858 code for a protein of 272 amino acids. Lineage: Eukaryota; Metazoa; Chordata; Actinopteri; Characiformes; Acestrorhamphidae. Gene Ontology annotation, molecular function: signaling receptor activity. The transcript is spliced from 6 exons. The record is from RefSeq and is a predicted model, not a curated record. Gene Ontology annotation, cellular component: membrane. Gene Ontology annotation, biological process: adaptive immune response.
ACAGUUGCUCAGAGUUCAGUUGGAUCUGGGCAGUACAGAAUGAUGCAGUCCGGCUCUGUGCUGCUGUGUGCUGUGUUUAUAACCUGCUUCUGUUACUGCGACUCCAGUUUAGACAUUUCUGUGACCCAGACUCCAGAUGAACUCACAGUGGAGGAAGGACAGAGUGUGAAAAUCUCCUGUUGCUGGAAUAAAAUCAUCCCUAAUAUUAAAGUGAGGUGGAUUAAACCCAACCAGACUAAUAAAGACCUUCCUACAGAAAUCCUUAAUAAUAACUGCUCAGUUUUCUCUAUAAGAAACGCCUGCAGUAAUGAUACAGGACUGUACAUCUGUGAAGUUCUACAAGACAUUCCUGUACUGGUUACUGUAAAAGGAAAAGGGACGACUGUGAGACUCCUGGAAAAAAAGACAAUGCAAAUGUCACGGAAUGACCCAGGCAGGGUGACGAGGAAAGCGGACACAAGUGCAGCAGAGGAAGUUAAUCCACCAGCAGAGAAAGACUCUCACAAACCACCCAGUUCUGAAAAAAAUAAAGAGUAUAAAGUCCAUAUUCCGGACGACGUCCUGAUCUACAUCCUCCGGUGCCUGCCCUUCAUCACUCUGCUCUUAGCGGUGUGUUAUCUCAACCGAGAUACCAGCAAGAAAACACGGACUAAAACAAACAGAGAGAAUAUCCUCAACCCAAAAGAGCUGGAGGAGGAGGAUGAAGAACCGGGAGAAGAACCUGAGCUGAAUGAAGAACCAGGAGAAGAAGGAGAGCAAAGAGAAGUGGCUGCAAGAAGAGGAGAACCAGAACCGGAAGAGAGAGGAGAAGAACCAGAGAUAUCAGAUAAAUCUGAUAAAAUGAUAAUGAUCAGAUAAAGGAUGAAGGAGAAACUGUGUCUCUGAUUAUUUAACCCUUUCAGACUUUGCAUCCAUUACAAUUGAUAUCAUUUAUUUUAUUGAUUUUUACAUGUCUUGUUGCACAUAACACUGUUAAAAAUCUGAAUAAACGAAUGAUAAUAAGCUAAUGAACAUGUUUACAAACCAAUCAAAUAAACAGUAACUUAGCCCCGCCCACUGCACUGCAAAACCACUGGAAAAACAGUAUAGUAAUAGAGUUAUAGUAGUUAUUGAGUUACACUUUUUAAUCUUUUUUUUUUUACUGUUUAGGGAUGUUUGAUAAAAUAAAAAGAUCAAUAAAAAUAUAAUAUAUUAAACACAAGCUUCCAAUGCAGUGAAAAUAAAAAAGCUAUAAAUCAUUUGCUAUAUAGAUUUUAUACAAUAAUAUUAGAAUGUUCUUUUUUGUGCAUUAC